ACACUAAUGGAUCCGUUGAGGAGAUAAUUGUGGCAUUCAAUGGGUUCCCAUUGGAUACAACUGUCUUCGCCUCUCUUCGCACUCAAAUCGCUAUUAAUUCCCUCCAAAGCGAAGAGCAUUUCAAAGACAAGACACGGACUUUAA
Messenger RNA from Medioppia subpectinata, 144 nucleotides. The record is from the annotation of a GenBank genome assembly. NCBI's taxonomy places the organism in Eukaryota, Metazoa, Arthropoda, Arachnida, Sarcoptiformes, Oppiidae.